CCAAGUGCAGAUAGAUCAUAGCAAUUUUGUUGUUUCGUGCUUAAGGUGGACAGAUGUGCAGAAGCAGGACUAGAAAGAAGGGGGACAUUCAGAUUGUGUCAGCCUUUGCGCAGAAGUGAGGGAGAAGACUUUCAUUCUCUGCCAUAUGUAAGGCUCUCUUUGAGCCUGUCCACCCUCAAGGGAUUUCACGUGUUCCCAGCCCUCCUGAAGUUACACUGAAGUGUUUGUCUUAGUGCAGCAUGCGUUCUCUCGAGGCCACUGUGGGAUUACUGGGGUCUGCUUGCACCCAACCUGCAUUGGUACUGGGCAAGGUUUGUUGGUUGUCCUUCCGAGUUAGCACAUCUGAGUCACACGAUCUGCACCUUGUUAGAGGCCUUGUUGAUCUGCCCCUACCCAGGUCUCUCUCACUUGUUGGUGAGAUAAGGGCUUUUAGGACAGCCCAGUCUGAAGUCUGCUCUUCACUCUCUCCAGCUGCUGUUACCGGCAGAGCACCUUGGGGAGGGUGGGGCAACCCACUUCCGGGGACGGAGGGAGGGGGAAGGGAGAAGGAAGUUGUUUUAAACCCGCCCUAGGUCUCCCUUCCUGCUCGCCCAUCUCUUCCUGCUCCUUUCCUCCCAACUAACUUCUGAUGUACCAUCCUGGACUGUGCACUCUUUCUGACCACUCAGCCUUACCAAGCCAUAGGCUUUGUCCCUGUAGCUCUCUCUGCCAAACCCAGUCUCUCUCUUUCUGUUAGUGGUGGUUUCGGUUGCGACACAGUCUAGGUUCUCAGGCGGGAACUGCUCUGCCUGCCUGCUACGCUUUUUACUGAGGAGGUGGUGGAAGGUGUCGCCUGGCCUGUGCCGGCUGAGUAAGGGUGGCUGGCUGAGCCGGCAGCCCCCGCCCUGGGCCUGGCUCAUCCCGGUCUCUGUACUUUGCCCUCGCUGCCUGACAGGUUCUGCUGAAUGGAAGUCGCUGGUAGUCCUUGUCCCCUUCUCCGGCUGGGCUUCCCUUCGAGUCUGAAGGGAUCUGAGGGAAGAAAGUGGGCCCGUCAUCUCCAGUCACCCUGCUGCCCUCCUCGCUGUCUCCCUGAAGACAAGGUGGCUCUGCCUGGUUGUGGCUCAGGCUGUGGAACCAACUUGGCAGUGUGCUCAGAUGUUCUGAGAGCCCACCUUGGGACACCUUGAUUCCAAGCCCAGCAGUAAGUCCAACAUGCUGCGGGGCCGCAACUCAGCCACCUCUGCUGACGAGCAGCCCCAUAUUGGCAACUACCGGCUCCUUAAGACCAUUGGCAAGGGUAACUUUGCCAAGGUGAAGUUGGCCCGGCACAUCCUGACGGGGAAAGAGGUAGCUGUGAAGAUCAUCGACAAGACCCAGCUGAACUCCUCCAGCCUACAGAAACUGUUCCGAGAAGUAAGAAUAAUGAAGGUUUUGAAUCAUCCCAACAUAGUUAAGUUGUUUGAAGUGAUCGAGACUGAGAAGACUCUCUACCUUGUCAUGGAGUAUGCCAGUGGCGGAGAGGUGUUUGAUUACCUAGUGGCCCAUGGCAGGAUGAAAGAAAAAGAAGCUCGAGCCAAAUUUCGCCAGAUAGUGUCUGCUGUGCAGUACUGUCACCAGAAGUUCAUUGUUCAUAGAGAUCUAAAGGCAGAAAACCUGCUCCUGGAUGCUGAUAUGAACAUCAAGAUUGCAGACUUUGGCUUUAGCAACGAAUUCACCUUUGGGAACAAGCUGGAUACUUUCUGUGGCAGUCCUCCUUAUGCUGCCCCAGAACUUUUCCAGGGCAAAAAGUAUGAUGGUCCUGAGGUGGAUGUCUGGAGCCUGGGAGUCAUCCUCUAUACACUGGUCAGCGGAUCCCUGCCUUUUGAUGGACAGAACCUCAAGGAGCUGCGGGAACGGGUACUGAGGGGGAAAUACCGUAUUCCGUUCUACAUGUCCACGGACUGUGAAAAUCUGCUUAAGAAAUUUCUCAUACUUAAUCCUAGUAAGAGAGGCACUUUAGAGCAAAUUAUGAAAGAUCGGUGGAUGAACGUGGGGCAUGAGGACGAUGAGCUAAAGCCUUAUGUGGAACCUCUCCCUGACUACAAGGACCCCCGGCGGACAGAGUUGAUGGUGUCAAUGGGUUACACACGGGAAGAGAUCCAGGACUCGCUGGUAGGCCAGAGGUACAACGAAGUGAUGGCUACCUAUCUGCUCCUUGGCUACAAGAGCUCUGAGCUGGAAGGUGAUACCAUCACUUUGAAGCCCCGGCCUUCAGCUGAUCUAACCAACAGCAGUGCCCCAUCUCCAUCCCACAAGGUUCAGCGCAGCGUCUCUGCCAACCCCAAGCAACGACGCUCCAGUGACCAGGCCGUCCCUGCCAUUCCCACCUCGAAUUCCUACUCUAAGAAGACUCAGAGUAACAACGCAGAAAAUAAGCGGCCUGAGGAAGAGACAGGGCGGAAAGCCAGCAGCACCGCCAAAGUGCCUGCCAGCCCUCUGCCUGGCCUGGACAGGAAGAAGACCACUCCUGCCCCCUCCACGAACAGCGUCCUUUCCACCAGCACAAACCGAAGCAGGAACUCCCCACUUUUGGACAGGGCCAGCCUUGGCCAGGCCUCCAUCCAGAAUGGUAAAGACAGCCUAACCAUGCCAGGGUCCCGGGCCUCCACGGCUUCUGCUUCUGCCGCAGUCUCUGCGGCCCGGCCCCGCCAGCACCAGAAAUCCAUGUCUGCCUCCGUACACCCCAACAAGGCCUCUGGGUUGCCCCCCACGGAGAGUAACUGUGAGGUGCCUCGGCCCAGCACAGCCCCCCAGCGCGUCCCUGUCGCCUCCCCCUCCGCCCACAACAUCAGCAGCAGUAGUGGAGCCCCAGACCGAACUAAUUUCCCACGGGGUGUGUCCAGUCGAAGCACCUUCCAUGCUGGGCAGCUCCGACAGGUGCGGGACCAGCAGAAUCUACCCUACGGUGUGACCCCAGCCUCUCCCUCUGGCCAUAGCCAGGGCCGGCGGGGGGCCUCUGGCAGCAUCUUCAGCAAGUUCACCUCCAAGUUUGUCCGCAGAAAUCUGUCUUUCAGGUUUGCCAGAAGAUGUCGCCUGAGCCUGCCAAAGAGCCAAGAGCUGGAUAUUCUCAGGCAGGGGUCAUUCUGCCGCCAGGCCCUGGUGGAACAGCAGGAGGCCCACACCCUGCUCCUGCAUCUCCCUUCCUGGGACAGAGCCUGGCUUGUUCAGCCUGGCCAUGUCCUCUGCAGGCCUAGGAACCUGAAUGAACCUGAAAGCAAAGACCGAGUGGAGACGCUCAGACCUCACGUGGUAGGCAGUGGAGGCACUGACAAGGACAAGGAGGAGUUUCGGGAGGCCAAGCCUCGCUCCCUGCGCUUCACCUGGAGCAUGAAGACCACGAGCUCUAUGGAGCCCAAUGAGAUGAUGCGGGAGAUCCGCAAGGUGCUGGACGCCAACAGCUGCCAAAGCGAGCUGCACGAGCGGUACAUGCUACUGUGCGUGCAUGGCACACCAGGCCACGAGAACUUUGUGCAGUGGGAGAUGGAGGUGUGCAAACUGCCCCGGCUGUCUCUCAACGGUGUUCGGUUUAAGCGGAUAUCGGGCACUUCCAUGGCCUUCAAAAACAUUGCCUCCAAAAUAGCCAAUGAGCUGAAGCUUUAACAGGCUGUCAGGAGGGGCAGCAGAGGCCCACCAGUGGACUUGGCUGCUUGGGCCAACCCUGCAUCCCCCUGGGAGAAACUGCAGGAUGAAUUGGUGUGUCUCCCCUGCUGGCACUUGUCCCCUUCCAGGCCCUUCUCAGUUUUUUUCUUCCAUGUUUGUGGGGGAUGGGAAGUGGUUCUUCUCCCUCCCACAUUCACCCCUGCCCAGAAGUCCCUCCCUUCCCCCCUGCAGGAGGCAAAGGAAGGGGAGGGGGCUGGGGGGGGGCAGGGCUCCCCCUCGGUACUGCGGUUGCACAGAGUAUUUCGCCUAAACCAAGAAAAUUUUUAUUACCAAAAAAGAAAAAGAAAAAAAAAAAAAUCCCAGCGGCCACCUUUCCUCCCUGCCCCAUUGGGACAGUCAAGACUGGAUCUGUGGGGCUCCUGGGAGGGUGGCUCAGGGCUGGAACACUCUCAGGCAAGAGUGGUGGAGUUCCCUGGCAGGCCCUCCGCCAGGCCCUCUUUGGGCUUCUCCCCUCUCCCCACUUCUUCCCCCCUUCAAGCGACCCACCAGAGGUGGCCUUCCCCUGCCCCCAAGCCCUUGGGCUUACAGGCCUUUACACUGAGGCCCAGUUGGGGGUACUGCACAGCCCUGGAGAGGGUGGGCGGUGGGACCCUGGCUCCCUCCACACCAUAUCCUCUGUCCUUCCCCAGAGCUGGGCACUUCCUUCCAUGAGCUGCUGUGGGGACAUGGUUCCCCUUCUCAGAAGUCUGUGCCAUCUUCAGGCAGGCUAAACCCAGUACUGGUAGAGGGGAGGGGAAUGGGCCAUGGGCUCUCAGCCCCCAGGGGGCAGCUUGGGAACAGGGACACAGCUUCUCCGUUCUGGGAGUCUUUGUCUGAAAGCACAGCCCCUCACCAUCCCCCUACUGCUUCCCCUUCCUUGGCAUUAAUCUGGGCACCGUUCUCAUCUCACAGCCUUGCCUUUUCUUCCUGGCAUUGCCGCCCCUCCUCUCAGGAGACUGUCCAGGGCCUCCAUGGCUGCCUGGCGGAAGGCUGGAUUGGGCGGCAGGGCCAGGAGUCUCUUGUCCUCCACAGGGUGGGGCAAAGUAACUCCUGCUUGCUAACCUCUGAGGCCAGUGUGUGAAUGGGUGGCUGUAGGCGCUUGGCUGGUGGUGGCCACUGCAUCCCUUAAUUUAUUUCUCUGCUGUUUCAGUUCUUGAGAAAUUGGGGAAGUCCUACAGAGGCUGCCCCUGCCCUCACCUGAGUUGUACAUUUUUUUUGUGAUGGGUUAUUUUUUAUUUUUAUUAUUAUUGUUGUUUUGGUUUUUUUUUUGUUUGUUUUUGAUUUAUGACAAUUCCACUCUUGGCCCCAGUUGUCGUCCUGUCACUCCCUCCCCUGUCCAUCACCCUGGCUCCCAGACCAGGCUCAGCAACACAUUGAGUCUUGGGUUCCAGGAACCUUGCCAACCUCAACCCUCCAGCCCGUGCUCCACUGGCUAUGGCUCAGACCAAGGGCUCCUCCUCUCCCCUCUUGCCCUAUGGAACAGCCCGGGUGCUCCAAGGGGGCCAGGAGGGCAUGGCUUGGCUCCCAAGAUAAGGGGUCCGGGGCCAGGACACCCAGGCAAGGUGGCCCCUCCCUGCCUAGCCCCCUUCCCCCCACCCUGCACUUAGUUUCUCCUCUGGAUCAAAUACGUAAUAAAGAGAAUGUUUGGAAUCUGA
Molecule: messenger RNA, 5312 nt
Organism: Mus musculus (house mouse)
Lineage: Eukaryota; Metazoa; Chordata; Mammalia; Rodentia; Muridae
Gene: Mark2
Product: MAP/microtubule affinity regulating kinase 2
Exons: 21
Coding region: 1192-3618 (808 amino acids)
Cellular component (GO): cytoplasm; lateral plasma membrane; cell periphery
Molecular function (GO): protein serine/threonine kinase activity; ATP binding; protein serine kinase activity
Source: RefSeq, a predicted model, not a curated record